Schizosaccharomyces cryophilus OY26 is the source of this 836-nucleotide messenger RNA. Its product is annotated as mago-nashi. Gene Ontology annotation, biological process: RNA splicing. The transcript has 7 exons. NCBI's taxonomy places the organism in Eukaryota, Fungi, Ascomycota, Schizosaccharomycetes, Schizosaccharomycetales, Schizosaccharomycetaceae. Gene Ontology annotation, cellular component: exon-exon junction complex; nucleus. The record is from RefSeq and is a predicted model, not a curated record. Bases 81 to 527 code for a protein of 148 amino acids.
GUGCAUUUAGACUCGCUAAUAUAAAAGUGACGAAGAAAUUGAGCUGGAAAAGGCCUAGUAUAUUUUCAAUACAGGAAAGCAUGAGUAGUGAUUUUUACGUGCGCUAUUAUUCGGGUCACUAUGGCCGGUUUGGACACGAGUUUUUGGAAUUUGAUUAUCAUAGCGAUGGACUUGCCCGUUAUGCAAACAAUUCGAACUAUCGAAAUGAUUCUCUAAUUCGGAAAGAGAUGUACGUUAGCCCUUUAGUGUUGAAAGAAAUUCAAAACAUUGUAGAAGAAAGUGAGAUAAUAAAAGAGUCCGAUGAGCAAUGGCCUAGGAAAAACAAGGAUGGAAAACAAGAAUUAGAAAUCCGUAUGAAUGGACAGCAUAUUAUGUUUGAGACUAGUAAAUUGGGCAGUUUGGCGGAUGUUCAAAACAGCGAAGAUCCUGAAGGAUUACGAGUAUUUUACUAUUUAAUUCAGGAUCUAAAAGCCUUGUGCUUUAGCUUGAUUUCCCUCAAUUUCAAACUGCGGCCAGUUAAAACAUAGAUGACAUGUCAUGUUUUCCACAAAUGAAUCAAAUGCAUUGAUGGAGAAAAAAUUGGUUAGAAAAAUUAUUUUCUCCUUUCAAAACCUUGCCGUUAUUGCCUUGGAUAAUCUUUUGGCCAUGGUCUGGUGAAAGACAUGGAUAGAUGAUUCUUUUUCGAAGCAUUUUUAUUUAAAACAACUUGUCCUAUCCUUGAAUACAGACAAAAUGAAAAAGAAAAAACAAUAUAAAGAAGUACCUAGCAAAAUCACUUUGGUAUCGCAUCUGCCAGUUUUUACUGUUACUGCUACUCGCCAAGAUUUUCGUCUGGG